AUGGAUGUGGUGGGAAAAGAGGUUGCUCUGAAAGAUGAGAAUAUUAAAAUUACAAAUACUUUACGUUAUUGUGCUAGUCAUCUUAAGGAUUGUUCUUAUUUUGCCCUUUGGCCACUUCAACAUCAAAAACGUAUAGCAAUAUCUAAUAUAGAUGAAGAAGAUGAGGAGGAUUCAAUUUCAACAACAUCAACUCACUCUUCUAAUUCAUUAUCAACGUCUAAUAAUAUUUUAGGAUCCCUUUUACAAAAACAAACAACAUUAUCUCAAUAUAUUGACAAAACUGGCCUGCAAAAUGAAUAUAUUAUUAACAGAGAUCUUGAAACAAGUACUUACAAACUGAAUACUAUUGUAAAUAAUGGCCUGAAUAAUGAGGACUCAAGAAAUAGUUUGAAUAGUGAUCUGGUUAAGAUGAACAAUGAUCAGAACAAGAACGAACUUAAUAAUGAACUGAUUAACAACAUGAAUAAUGAACACUUAAAAAUUGAUCUGAAUGAUAAUAUGAAUAGCAUUCUGAAUAAUAAUAUAAGUGGUGACUUGAAAUCCAAUAUGAAUGACUAUAUGAGCAACAACCUGAAUAAUGAAGUGAAUGAUGAUAUAAGCAGCAACCUAAACGAUGAUAUAAGCAGCAACCUGAAUGAUGAUAUAGGCAGCAACCUGAACGAUGAUAAGGGCAGCAACCUGAACAAUAACAUAAGCAGCAACCUGAACGACAAUAUGAGCAGCAACCCAAAUGACAAUAUUAACAGCAACUUAAAUGGUAAUAAGAAUAGUGAUCUAAGCUACAAAAACUUUGAUGAUAGUCUGAAAAAUUACCUAGAAA
Messenger RNA from Dentiscutata erythropus, 820 nucleotides. The record is from the annotation of a GenBank genome assembly. NCBI's taxonomy places the organism in Eukaryota, Fungi, Glomeromycota, Glomeromycetes, Diversisporales, Gigasporaceae.